This is a messenger RNA of Aspergillus udagawae, 360 nucleotides long. Its product is annotated as cupin domain-containing protein. Bases 1 to 360 code for a protein of 119 amino acids. The record is from RefSeq and is a predicted model, not a curated record. The transcript has 3 exons. Lineage: Eukaryota; Fungi; Ascomycota; Eurotiomycetes; Eurotiales; Aspergillaceae.
AUGGCGGUCCCGUUCAGAUAUCACGCCAAAGCCCAAUCCACGUUUAAGCCACCACUGAUCGCAAACGAGAAUGCCUUCCUAGGCGAUGUGUACUCGAGCGAGAAAGAGAACCCCGACAAGCCCAUAUCGGCUGGCUUCUACCGCCUGGAAAAAGGCACCCCGCUGGUGUAUGAAUACACCUACGACGAGAUGAAGAUCAUCCUUGAGGGGCAGUUUGAGAUUGCGGAUGAGACGGGGCAGAAGGUGACGGCUUUGCCGGGGGAUGUUUUUUAUUUUCCCAAGGGGGCGAAGAUUACGUUUACGACAGAGACGUAUGGGUUGGCGUUCUAUACUGGACAGAGGAAGCAGGGAGGUGCCUAG